Medioppia subpectinata is the source of this 915-nucleotide messenger RNA. NCBI's taxonomy places the organism in Eukaryota, Metazoa, Arthropoda, Arachnida, Sarcoptiformes, Oppiidae. The record is from the annotation of a GenBank genome assembly.
GAUCAUGAUCAAUUACUCAACUAUACCAUCUGGGGUCUAUGUGUUGAGCCCACUGAGCACAAUAGGGCUAAUCCGGACGCUGUGGCCAUCGUUGAGCGUGAAAUGAGCGACAUAUACGGCAAGGAGUGGCGCGAUUCGGGUAAUUUGUCAUAUUAUCAGACCCUGAUGCAUCGCACCGAUAAUCACGAGUUGUUUAGCGCGAUUAAUUUUUGUGGCGUAUUCAUUAUCUUAUUUGAUGAUUACCUUGAUAACAUUUUCGAUAUUGACGAAAUACGCCAAUGGCAGCAUAAAUACAGGACCGGACAGUCCGAUGGACAGACACCGAUGGACCGGAUGCUCGUCAAAGCCAUCGCUCGUUUGAAUCACUGGUUAAGCAUUGAACAAAUGCGUCGACACGCCAACUAUGUAUGCGAUUUUAUUGAGACCUACAUCACUCUUAUGCAAUUCAAAUUGAGCCCAAAUGAGCAUGGUGAUAUUAUGUCUUACGAAGAGUUUCUAGCGCUCAGACAAGCGGACAGUUUAUACAACUUGCUAUUUUUAUUCACCGAGCUCAGUUCUGGAUUUGAUCCGCACCAACACGGUAUGGGCGACAGCGAGCUAUUAGAGGCGUUUACGGUCGCGUGCGGUAAACACUGUACGCUGACAAACGAGCUCUACUCGUUUAGAAAAGAGGUGCGCGCGGGCGCCGGAGAUUACAAUUAUAUGUACUUGAUCAUGUGCAGGGAGGGCUGCACGGCCCAGGUGGCCGCUAAUAGGAUCGUGAUGGAAUUGCAUGAUAUAUGGGCACUUGGCGUUAAUUAUGGGGCUCAGUUAAAAGCCUUGGCCAACCCGGCGUUGGACCAGUAUGUGUCCGAAGCCCUCCACACUGUUAAGGGACACCUGUAUUGGGCGUCGAUAUGCCGUAGAUAUAAAUGA